Messenger RNA from Clarias gariepinus (North African catfish), 728 nucleotides. RefSeq names its product secretory calcium-binding phosphoprotein 9 (gene scpp9). NCBI's taxonomy places the organism in Eukaryota, Metazoa, Chordata, Actinopteri, Siluriformes, Clariidae. The record is from RefSeq and is a predicted model, not a curated record. The transcript is spliced from 10 exons. Bases 50 to 607 code for a protein of 185 amino acids.
CAAGCUUCUAAAGAUUCGCUCUUGAGGUCUUGCUUUCUCUGCUUCCAUCAUGAAGAUAUUCCUUUUUGCUGCCUUACUGGCCUCAGCUGCCUAUGUGAUUUCAGCAAAGAAACUGCUGGUGGUUGGAGGCUUGAAUGGCCUGAACCCUGGUGUGGUUGGUCUAAACCCUGGUGUGGUUGGUCUAAACCCUGGUGUGGUUGGUCUAAAUGGAGGACUGUUGAAUCCAGGGCUGGUGGUUGGAGGAGUGAAUCCAGCACUGAUUGGAGCUGGCGGACCUUUCAUUGGCCAGCCAGCCCUCGCUCCAAUGAUUCCUCCGUACAUGUUCCAGCCUCAGUUCGGGUUUCCUAACCCCAUGCCUCAGCUCCCUCAGCAAUUCCCUGUCCAGCCCAACGGGGGAUUGCCCUUCAUGAAUCCUGUGAAUCGUCAGGUUUUACCUCCUCAGCAGCAGGCAGCGGGACAAAUGAAUCCAAAUGGACAGCAGCCGCAGGGUGACAUGCCCGCCGGCCCAGCACAACGAUUCAGGCGUGCUCUCUGGGCAAGAAUGCAGGACAAUUCAGUCGCUCAGGCCACCGUGAGCCCGGCAACAACUAAGCACCCUGACGAGUAAUCCGCUCUGGUUUUACUGCUUCGUCAUAUGUCUUAGAUUUGACCCAGAGGGGGAAAAAAAAUCCAUGACAUGAAUAUUAGAGAUAGAACACUAGUUAUUAUAAUAAAAAAAAAUUAUAAAG